AUGUCAGAAAAGCUAGCUGGUUAUCUAGAAAAGUUAUUGUGUCCAUGCAAAGUUUGUCGAAACUUAAGUCACCAAUGUAUUAACAUUUUGUAUGAACACUUAGUCAUUUAUGGGAUUGAUCCAACAUACAAAAUCUGGUUUCAUCAUGGGGAAGAAUUAUCAAGAGAUGAUGAUGUAGAGACAAUGGAAACAUUUGAUUCUUACAACUUGUUUAGGGCUACAAAUAUUGAUGGUUGUGAUUUUGAAAGUCAUCUAGAAGGUCAUGAUGACACUUUUAUGGAAAAAAUAGAAGAUGCAGACACUCCAUUAUAUCCACAAUGCACUAAAUAUACUAAGUUAUCGUCAAUUGUUGCAUUGUAUAAGGUUAAAACUACCAAUGGAUGGUCUGACAAAAGUUUUGAUGAAUUGUUAAGACUUUUGAAUGAUAUGUUUCCUUUAGAUAAUAUGAUCCCCAAGUCUAUGUAUGAGGUUCGAAAAUUUCUUCGAUUAUUUGAUUUAGGAUAUGAAAAGAUUCAUGCGUGUGUUAAUGAUUGCUGUUUGUUUAGAAAAGAUAAAGAAAACUUGCAAGAAUGUCCAACAUGUGGAACUUCACGUUGGAUGUCAGAUAAGCUAACUAAAAAGGUUCGACAUGGUGUCCCAGCAAAAGUUUUGAGGUACUUUCCUAUAAUCCCUAGGUUGAAACGGAUGUUCAUGUCUAAAAGAAUUUCAAAGGAAUUAAGAUGGCAUCACAACAAUAAAAGUUGCGAUGGAAAAAUGAGUCACCCAGUGGAUUCAGCAGCAUGGGAGCUAGUCAAUGAUAAAUGGCCAUCAUUUUCAAAUGAAGAGAGAAAUAUUAGACUUGGCCUUUCCACAGAUGGAUUUAACCCAUUUAGACCUAAACAGCCUAGGAAUGAUAUUGAUAUAUACUUAGAACCCCUCAUAGAGGACUUGAAAUUAUUAUGGAAUGAGGGUGUUGAUGCUCAUGAUGCAUUGGACAACACAAAUUUCAAGUUGCGGGCUAUUUUGAUGUGGACAAUCCAAGAUUUUCCAGCAUACGGGAACCUUGCUGAUGUUGCUGGAAAAAGUAAAGAUGGACUAAAAGCUCGCUUGGAUUUGCAACAUAUGGGUAUUAGGAGUGCAUUACACCCACAAGAGAAGGGGACUAGAACCUAUCUUCCUGCAGUUUUACACACACUAUCAAAGCUUGAGAAAGAAUUAUUUUGUAAAAGGUUGUUCUCAUUGAAAGUACCUGAUGGAUAUAGUUCAAAUAUUCGAAAUUGUGUUUCAAUGGAACAAUGCAAGCUCAUGGGCCUUAAGUCACACGAUUGCCACAUUUUGAUGCAACAAUUACUACCGGUGACUAUAAAAGGAUUGAUGCCAUUGGGUCCAAGAGAUGCUAUAAUAAGAUUAUGCACGUUCUUUAAUCGAAUAUGUCAACGUGUUCUUGAUAGAGAAAGCAUAAUGACAUUAGAAAAUGAUGUUAUUGAAACUUUAUGCUUACUAGAGAGAUUCUUUCCACCAUCAUUUUUUGAUGUCAUGAUUCACUUAGUGGUUCAUAUCGGACGAGAAGCACGACUAUGUGGACCAGUCCAAUUUCGAUGGAUACGCAUGAAGAUAUUGAAAGAUUAUGUCAGAAAUCGAGCAAGGCCUGAAGGUUGUAUUGCAGAGUAUUAUCUUGCAGAUGAGUGUGUGAGCUUUUGUAAUGAAUUCACUGACCAUUCAAUUGAACUAAACACAAAAGAAGGUCGAAAUGAAGAGUGGUCAAAUGAUGUGAUACUUGAAGGUCGUCCAAUUUCUAGGAGGAAAGAAAUUAUAUUGACAGAUGAGUUGUUAGAAAUUGCACAUCGAUACAUUCUGUUAAAUAGAUCUGUUGUGGAGCCUUUUCUAGAGUAA
This is a messenger RNA of Humulus lupulus (European hop), 1872 nucleotides long. RefSeq lists its product as uncharacterized. Bases 1 to 1872 code for a protein of 623 amino acids. The record is from RefSeq and is a predicted model, not a curated record. The transcript has 4 exons. NCBI's taxonomy places the organism in Eukaryota, Viridiplantae, Streptophyta, Magnoliopsida, Rosales, Cannabaceae.